UCAAUGAGAGAAACGAAGCACACUCCUCUUAAACUGUUAAGCGUUUUAAUAAAUGAUAAUAAGGGUGCACACUGUCCCCAAGCCCCCUACCCAUCCCUGGCGGGGUCUCCCCACCCAAACGCCGGUGCUGCAGCGGCCGCGGUCCGGGGAAAUGGGGGGAAGGGGGGUCGUGCUGGUGGUGGAGGAGGAGGAGGAGGAAGAGGAGGGAGAAAGGAGGAGGAGGAGCCGGAACACGGAAAGAGCGACGGAGUUCGACCAGGGGCGCGCAGAGCCCACCGCAGCUCCGGCCCCCGCAGCAUUGCCGGUGACCAGGGAGAGGGAGCUCACCCCAAAUCUGUCCGGGGGUCCCCGAGAGGAAUUCCCAGUGCCAGACUUUGGCUGGGUAGAGGAGGAGAAGGCUGUGAGGAAGAGGAGGAUUCCUGCGGAUCCCCAGGCAGACAAGGAGCCCAGGGAGGACAAAUCCCCUCAGCAGAACCUCGUGGAAGAGGCUGUUUUGAGCGGCUCCAUGGCACAGGAAUGCAACGGGGAGGAAAAGCCGCAGAGAUCCCGCCCGAGGAGGGGCUCCAAACUCAUGCCAGGAUGCUCCAAGGAGGAAGGACCCACCUUGUGCCAGGAAGGCAGCCAGAGAUGUGGCCAGAGCUCUGAGCUGGUGGUGCAUGAACAGCUUCACAAUGGCAAGAAGCUGCACCAGUGCUCGGAAUGUGGGAAGAGUUUCUGUGCAAAGUCCAGCCUGGUCCGGCACCAGAAGAUCCACACUGGGGAACGGCGCUGUGAGUGUGGGAAAUGUGGGAAGCACUUCAGAGACACCUCUCACCUGAUGAUCCACCUGAGAGUCCACACUGGGGAACGGCCCUAUGAGUGUGGGGAGUGUGGGAAGAGCUUUGCUGACAGGUCCAGCCUGAUCUCCCACAAGAGGAUCCACACUGGGGAACGGCCCUAUGAGUGUGGGGAGUGUGGGAAGAGCUUCACUACCAGCGCUAGCCUGAUCAUCCACCAGAAGAUCCACACUGGAAAACGGCGCUACGAGUGUGGGAAAUGUGGGAAGCGCUUCAGAGACACCUCUGGCCUGAUGAUCCACCAGAGAGUCCACACUGGGGAACGGCCCUAUGAGUGUGGGGAAUGUGGGAAGAGCUUCACUGUCAGCUCCCACCUGAUCCGCCACAAGAGGAUCCACACUGGGGAACGGCCCUAUGAGUGUGAGGAAUGUGGGAAAGGCUUCACGAAGAGCUCCCACGUCAAAAGUCACCAGAUGCUCCACACUGGGGAAUGACCCUGUGUGUGGGGGCAGUGCGGGAAGAGCUUCCAUGACAGCUCUGGCCUGAUCAUGCAGCAGACAGUGCACACUGGGGAAUGCCCCUACACGUGCUCAGAAUGUGGGAAGAGCUUCAUCCAGCACUCCAAGCUGUUUGUCCACCGGCAGAUGCACAGUGGAGAGAGGCCCUAACAGUGUUUUGAGUGUGGGAAGAGCUUGUCCCAGAGCUGUGCCGUGACCCAAGAGCAAUGGAGGCAGCAGGAAGGGAAGCCCUACAAGUGCCCCGCGUGCGGGAAGAGCUUUGUGCACUGCUCCAACUCCAUCCCCCGUUGGAGGAGCCCAUUGGAUGAUCCCCAGUGAGCCCCAUUGGGCAGAGCCUUGGGGAUCCACGGUCCUGGUGAUCCAUGUGUGCAAGUGUUGGGGAUUACAUUUGUUUCUUUUUCACUUACAGAAUUUUUUUCCCAUAAGUUGCUAGAAGUCUAGCAACUGUGUGCUUGAUUUAAAGAAAGAAGUGUCUAAAGGAGAUGGCAGCAGUGGGCUACACCUGUUGUUUUUGGGUCUCUGAGAGUUUCCCUCAGAGGGGGGAGAUAAGUGGAGUUUUGGGGGAGGUAAAGGACAGAGCUGGGGGCAGCUGCUCUUGCUCUGGGAGAGAGGAUGGUCGGGCUGGUGCUCUCUGCGGGAAGAGCUCACGGUCAUCACUGCAUCUUGCCCUGGGAAAUUGCCAUCAUCUGCUCAUGUGCUCGUGUGCCCAGGGAUUCUGAGCUCGCCUCCUCCUGCCCUGCUGGGCCCGCCGUCUCGCCAUCGCGGCCUAUUCGGGGCUGCUUUGAGGCUUUCUGCUACUCUGUAGCCCUGCCCUGCCCUGCCGGGACAUCCCUGCCGCUCCAGCUACCAGCGCAGAACUUCUGAGCUCAUCCACCAGCCCGGGGCUUUCCACCCUUCCAGCCUGGUCUCUUGGAGUCCUGCAGGGCCACCGGGAUCGAACUGCCCCAGGCUUUGUGAAAGAAAGCCCUCGAGGUUCCUGGUUCUGUUUAUUAUUAAUGCUGUAGUUGUUGUUUAUUUGCUUUGUCAUACCUACAGUUGGCCGGGGAAUCAGCCAGAGUCAAGACAGCACUCAAUAUGAGUUAAAAAUCUUGCUCGUUUAUUCAGCUAUUUGGCUUACAUUUAUACUGUGCUAAGCAUAUCAUGCACCUAACUCUGAACAUCAUUGGUUAAACCAUAGUGUUCACACGUCCUUGCAGUAGACAUAAUUGGUUCAGAAGCUCUGUCCACGACGCUAAAUGCUGCAAAUCUUCCCUAACUUAUGGUCAAUGCAUCCUGUCUAGCAUCCUGUUACAGCUACUGUUCCAAGCUUUACUUCCUCCUUAUCCCAUCUAAGGAAUGGUUCAAGGACGUUUCAUCUUCUACUCAUCCCUUAAGCUAAGAGCAGGAUUGUGCACAUGUCCCUGCUUUUCCAGCCAUGUAUCCACAACAUACCAGUGAAGAACUGUUCUUCCUGGCCCCAUCCUUCUGCCUGAAAGCCCCCCUUUAUUUUCUACAUCAUCAUCGUUUGGAGGGAGAGGAUUUGAAUUCUCCACCCCUAGGGAGGUCCUGCCCUUCCCUAGCAGAUUCCUGUCUGUCAGACCAAGACAGGAAGAGAGCUGGCUGGUGGUCUGCACAUCUUCCUGGCCACCUGUGGGCACCUGGAUGCAACAGGACCCCAAGGGGACGUGGCCAUGGAUGGUGACAUGGACAUGGCUGGAGACAUGGGGGUGACAUGGACACGGUUGGGGACAUGGAGGGCCAAGAAUGGGGGCAUGGUGGGGAUACGGGCAUGGGUGGGGACAUCAGGGCACACGGACAUGGGUGGGGACAUGGGCUGAACUUCCAGGGAAUGUGGGGGAUGAUGGGUUUGAGUGAACUCAGGGCUCUUGGGAGGGGCAUGGGGUGCUGUGUCAUGAAACUGAAAUUCCAGAUCAUCCCAGCGUGUGCCAUGGAUCCCAGAGGGGAAUUCCCAAGGCUCCCAGGGUGCCGGUUCUGCCCUGCUGCCCAGGGCAGCUGUGCCCAAGGGGCAGGUGACAAGGUCCUGAAGCUGUGUAGGCUGACAAAGCAGACAGCAAAGGUUGGUUUGCUGGACAUUUUCCAGCCCAUUGCCAGCUCAGAGCAGAGGGAAGAAGAAAAGGAAAGUGAGUCCCUGACAGAAUCCCAGAACCAUUGCAGUGGGAAGGGCCCCUGGCCGUGGGCUGCAGUGCCGGGAGGGAGAGAUGCCUCUACCCCAAUGAGGUGCUAAUGAGACCACAGCACCAGAACCUAUGGAUUUUAUUUAAGAUUUAUUUUAUUGAAGGUUCUAAACAAUUGUGUAGUAGUUGACUUUCACUAGAAUUUAUUUUCUUUAAUUAUAAAAUUGUAAUUGCUUGUAAAUAGUUAUGGUAAGUUUUUAACCGCUUUGACGUAGGAUAAAAUUUGUAAACGCUUUGAGCAGUGUAAAAGGGGAAGAGAGGCUUUCACAAGAGUAAGUGGGCUUGCAAAGGAUGUAUUUUAAGAUAUAAUUAUUUUUGCAAUAUAUAUGUCCAAGAUAGCAGAAACGGAGAGCAGAAGAGCAUAAAAGGAGAAAUAGCAAAACCCCUUAAAGUGGCAUCAGAAGACCACCCUGGACCUCCAAAGUGUUCAACUCUUGAAGUGUGCAAGGUUGCAGAAAAUCUGAAUUACGAUUGUGGUCAACCAGCUCAAACUAAAUCUGCUCAAUCACUUGAGGAAAUAAUACAUCUGCAACGGUAUAAAAGACUGCAGACUGAAGCAGUCUGAAGUGGGUGUGUACUGGCUUUGCAGGCACCUGUGUCUUUUGCUUUCUGUUUUAUCUCUCAUUAUGCUUUAUUAAAAUGCUUAGAAUUUUUCAGAGGAGUGUGCUUCAUUUGUCACACUGAACAAGAAAUGUGACGUAGAGAAAUAGGAAGGAGGUGUCAGAGAGGAAAAGAAAUAGAAAUUCCUCUGGCUGCGACUGCACAGCUGCUGGGCAGACCCACAGAGCCCAGUGCUCCCCACUUCCACCUUUUAAAAAUGACAUUAUUUUAUAAAAAUAACAUUGGGUUCUGCAUUUAUGUAUUAGCGUUUGCAUGUUAUUAUUGAUCGUAAGUAUUUAAAUAUGGUACAAAUUGUAACUCUUUUGAACUGAUUGUUAAUAUAAUAUAAUCUAUCAGUUUUAGUAGGAACUGUAUUGCUCAUAGAAAUAGUAGUGUAAUAAAUGUAAUGUCUGUGUAUUGCUUAUAGAAAUAACGGUGUGAUGAGCAGAUUGUACUCUAGACCUUAGCAAAACAGAAGCUGUGCAAAGGCUUUUGUGUGAGUAGGAAGAAGAGUGUGAGGCCAUGCACUGCCUGCCCUGCCCAAGGGAUAACAGUGACACAAGACAGAGCACCGGAGGAGACUGGGGGAGAGCUCGUUAACUCCUGUGAUCAGAAAAGUGUGAAACACCAAGGAUGAAAUCACUGGAAGGAAUCAAAUUGAUUCACUUGAUCUCAGGAUGUCACACAGGUGAGUCAGCAUGGGAAACCUGAACAUGAAGAGCCCCUGCAACAUCCAAGGCUCUGGGGACUGUUUAAAUGAUGUAUAAGCUAACAGAUAUGCAUGUAAGCCCAGCUAUGGUACUGUAUAUAUAGAACAUGAUUUUAAGGUUUUUUUGUUGCUCUUUGGCCGUUUGUCAAAAGCCCCCCAGUGCUGGAAAUACUGCCCUUCUUUUACCCUGUUACUAAACUUUUAAAAAUUCUGAAGAGUGAGCUUUGUUUUCCACAAGGAGCAGUGAAGCUCCUUUGGAACCAGCUUUUUUUGUCUCUGCUGCCCCUUCGGCAUCAGGAACCCACCCGGGAGCUGCCUGGGACCCAUCUGGGAACCCACCUGCAGAUUUUCCCAGGAAGUGCCCCAGGAACUCCUCCAGCAGCCACACAGGAAUGAGAGGAAAGAUGUGUGCUAAUGUCUUUACAUCAAUGUCUUUACAAAAUAAUUUGACAGGUGAAGGUUAUGGGUGUUAAGGUCCUUGGAACCUUAAUGUCUCCACUGACUUCGGGCAGCAGGUUCAGUCGAAGAGCCCAGACAGAAGCAGACAAGGGUCUGCACCAGCCUGGACUGCUGAACUUUGGGGUAAAAGGACAGGUUCAAGGGGGAAUUUGUGGUGGGUGGCUCAGGAAGGCUGUACCUUCCUUCAGACAAUGGGAAAAGGAAGAGGGCAACGUGCUGCUGGGAGUUUAGGAUAAAAGGAGGCUGCGUCCUCUGAAAGCUGGAGAAUGAAAAACCCCACGAGCUUGUGCCCUGGUGGGCUCUCUCCCUUUAUUCGAAUAAAGUUGAAGGACUCCUCUGUCUCCUUUUUGAAUAUAAACCU
Molecule: messenger RNA, 5597 nt
Organism: Prinia subflava (tawny-flanked prinia)
Lineage: Eukaryota; Metazoa; Chordata; Aves; Passeriformes; Cisticolidae
Product: zinc finger protein 892-like
Exons: 3
Coding region: 53-1270 (405 amino acids)
Source: RefSeq, a predicted model, not a curated record